Messenger RNA from Mycosarcoma maydis (corn smut), 1680 nucleotides. RefSeq lists its product as uncharacterized. The record is from RefSeq and is a predicted model, not a curated record. Lineage: Eukaryota; Fungi; Basidiomycota; Ustilaginomycetes; Ustilaginales. The coding region runs from base 1 to 1680 and encodes 559 amino acids. The transcript has a single exon.
AUGACGCUCGACGCAGCUUUGUUCACGCUUCAAUUUGUUCGAAGAACUAACGAACCAUGGGUGGUCGAUAUCUAUCCCGUAUCAGCUGCGUCUAGCUCCAGCGUCGCCCCUCCCGUGCCAUCGAAGGACACCGCAAGCCCUUCUAAGCCCACCGCUUUCACCGGCACUAUCCCCGACGUUGCUGCCCAACGUGCACUUGCUCUAGAAUCAAACGAUUUCUCGAAACAAACGCCCAGCUAUACCAGAGUGCGAGCUACCAACCAGUCCCAGUACAACACUAUCCUGCUCGACGGUCUCGUGAACGACUGCCUCCUCGCGUCGGUCUCCCAUCCCUAUACACUAAGCACCAAGAAGAAGCAAAUCAUCCUUUACAAUCCGGACGGCCAAGUCGAUCUUGAAAAGCGUAGUAUGACUUUCCAGCAAGCUUGGCGUUUCCACUUUGGAGAUGCUACGUCACAGACCGCGGAAGAGUUUUCGUGGAAGCGUGAAGGCGGGCCAUCAAGAGCUUCUUCCACCCAGUCAGCAUACGUGUGCGAGGUCAUUCGCAAGCCGGAUCCUAGCGUACUAGCUGCACAGUAUCGCCCACCUGCAUCAAAGGGCAAGCCUGGUACACUGCAACUCAUGGACUACAACAUCAAUCGCCUCGAAGUGCAAGAUAAGAAAGGUUUGGAGGUCGCUCUAGUCAUGACGCUCAGCGCACUGCUGGAUCAAGAGUACGACGAAAAAAUCGCAUCUCGGGGAGAACGUAACAUCUAUACAUGUACCAGUGGCAUUCCCACAGAUCUCAGCACACAGCCUUUCGCGUUGGCCUGGCAGGAGGCGGAAUCGCGGCAUCAGGCCAGUUCGGUAAGGCUUGGUCGUGUUGCGUCUUCGAGUUCGGCUACAUCACCAAGCGUGAGUACGGUGAAUCGACCUGCGCGCCAUGAAAGCGAUUCUUCCGAUAUCGAUGCUGCCACAGCCGAUCGAAUCGCAAACCUGGAACCCAACGAAGUGCUUGUCUCGAAAUGGGGAUCCGUCGACGAGUACGUUCAGCAUGCCAUCCAGCUGCUCAGGUCAGACGGCCAGGGGCAAUCCAUGUAUCUCAUCUCGCUUCUAUCCGACUCGGCCGAGACUACACCAAAAGUGGUCCAAGUGGCUGCAAGCAUCAAAGCGGCCUAUUAUCGUCUCCCCGAUGAUGCCAAAGGCACCGUCUAUGGUCGAUCAGGCGUGACUUCAGGGAUUGAAGACGAGCUUUACCAGUAUGUCCAAACGCUCGAUGAUGAGCCACAGCCUCCUGCUUCAUCGCCUGCGGAUGCAACACCGAAAAGGAGGAUCAUCAAGCUGGACCCUCCCACUGCCGACGCGGCCUACUCAAGUGCUGCGGCUCGCAGCCCUGGUCCACGCCCAUCUUCAGCCGGCUAUAAGCCGCCAAGCAAACUCAAGAUUAUUCUGUCCAAGGAGAGGAUUGGCGAGCUUGAGCCUAAAAAGCAGAAUGACACGCACUUGACUAUGGCGAGCGCGGCCCAAGGUAGAUUAACUGUCUCGACAAAACCCAAGCUGCCCAGUCGACCAGUGUCGCCAUUGCCGCAGCAAGAAUCAGCACAACUACACCAGGCAGGAUCGUCGGACAACACUGCAUCGCAGCAAGACAAGAUAGGCAAAGGAAAAGCUUUACUGUCGAAGCUCGGCAUGCAUCAUUGA